AACUUUACGGAAAAUAUUGCGACAGCAAAAGUACCCUUUUUCUAGAAACUAUUAGAUUUCCAUAUGUAUGACGUUUAACUCUGGAAAUUUUAAAUAUUUUAGAAACAGUGUAUUACAUUGGAUGUUUUCUUGACAAUGAAGACAAUCUAGUUGCCUGGAUAUUGUUGAAACAAGAAGAAAAGAAGAGAAAUAUGUCUCUGCUGUGAUUGAGAAAAUUCCAACUACAACUACACUUGUUUAUUUAUUUUUGAUCUGCAUACCUAAAAAGCAAACAUGGUUUUAGCAGACUUAGGAAGGAAAAUCACGUCUGCCCUGCGAUCUUUGGGCAAUGCAACGAUUAUCAAUGAAGAGGUUCUGAAUGAAAUGCUCAAGGAGAUCUGCAAAGCUCUCAUAGAGGCAGAUGUAAAUAUCAAACUUGUCAAAUCUCUCAGAGAAAAUGUCAGGUCUGUAAUAGACUUUGAUGAAAUGGCAGGAGGAUUAAACAAAAGAAGAAUGAUCCAGUCAGCUGUUUUCAAAGAACUAGUGAAAUUGAUUGAUCCUGGUGUGAAAGCCUGGACUCCCACCAAAGGCAAAAACAAUGUAAUCAUGUUCGUUGGACUUCAGGGAAGUGGAAAAACCACAACCUGUACCAAACUUGCUUAUUAUUAUCAAAAGAAAGGUUGGAAGACCUGCUUAAUCUGUGCAGAUACUUUCCGUGCUGGAGCUUUUGAUCAGCUAAAACAGAAUGCUACUAAAGCCAGAAUUCCAUUUUAUGGAAGUUACACAGAGAUUGAUCCAGUGGUGAUAGCCCAGGAAGGAGUGGAGAAAUUCAGAUCUGAGAAUUUCGAGAUCAUUAUUGUGGACACCAGUGGUCGUCACAAACAGGAGGAUUCUUUGUUUGAGGAAAUGUUACAAGUUAACAAUGUCACAAACCCAGACAAUAUUGUGUUUGUGAUGGACGCAUCAAUUGGUCAAGCCUGUGAGUCCCAGGCUAAAGCUUUUAAAGACAAGGUAGACAUUGGGUCGGUCAUCAUCACUAAACUGGAUGGUCACGCUAAAGGAGGAGGAGCCCUCAGUGCAGUGGCAGCCACAAAGAGUCCUGUCAUUUUCAUUGGUACAGGAGAACACACAGAUGACUUUGAACCAUUCAAAGUUCAGCCUUUCGUCAGCAAAUUGUUGGGUAUGGGAGAUAUUGAAGGUCUGAUAGAUAAAGUGAAUGAACUGAAGUUAGAUGACAAUGAAGACUUGAUGAAAAAACUAAAACAAGGUCAGUUCACUCUUCGAGAUAUGUAUGAACAGUUCCAGAACAUCAUGAAGAUGGGUCCUUUCAGUCAGAUCAUGGGCAUGAUCCCAGGGUUUAGCUCCGAUUUCUUGACAAAGGGAGGAGAACAGGAAUCAAUGGCUCGCCUAAAGAAACUCAUGACUAUAAUGGACAGCAUGAAUGACAAAGAGUUGGACAGUUUGGAUGGAGAGAGGUUGUUUACACGACAGACGGGGCGGAUCCAGAGGGUGGCACGAGGAGCGGGAGUGUCCAUUCGGGAGGUCAAUGAGCUUCUGGCCCAGUACAAGAAGUUUGCUCAGAUGGUGAAGAAGAUGGGAGGCAUAAAGGGACUCUUCAAGGGUGGUGAUAUGAGUAAGAAUGUCAAUCCUUCACAAAUGGCCAAACUGAACCAACAGAUGGCAAAGAUGAUGGACCCCAGGGUACUCCAGCAGAUGGGUGGAAUGCAAGGAUUACAGGGGAUGAUGAGACAAUUCCAACAAGGAGCUGCUGGAAAGUUUGGCAACAUGUUUGGAAAUAUGGACAGAUAGUGAACUAAAUAAGGGGAAGGGAUGAGAAAGUUAUCUGAAUUAUGGGAAGGGAUUAAUAAGUGAAUUGAAGUAUGGGAAGGGAUGAGAAAGUGAACUGAAUUAUGGGAAGGGAUGAGAAUGUAUAUGAAAGAAUUGUGAUAUGAGUUAGUUGUGAAGGGUGUUGCCUGUAAUCAUGAAUUUUUGUUGACUUUAUAUGAUUGUGAAUUUAAAACAUGUACUUCUUUGUCAUUUGCCUCAUUUGGGACUUUUCAAUACAUAAAUCAUAUACAUGUAAAUGAGUCCAGUUUGUAAAUUUACCCUCCUUUUGUAAAACAUUCUUGUUGACCAUUGUGUGCAUUUUAAGUACAGAUUAAAUAUACAAAUGUAUUACUAACUGGCUGGUGCAGUUUUGAGUACCCAGUACUAUAUUAAGGACAGAAAAAAAAUACAGAUGUAAUUCUAACUGGAUUUCAGAAUGGUGAAUAUCACUUUUUGUGGUAAUUGUAUUUGUAUUGAUUACAUAUUAUGUAACAUCUCCAUUAUUGAUUGGAAAAAAAUUUGUUGAUGAUGUUCACACAUUUUAUGAAGACCAUGGCCUAGAUUUAAAAAUAAAAAAUCUUUCAGAAAAGAUGA
This is a messenger RNA of Magallana angulata, 2400 nucleotides long. RefSeq names its product signal recognition particle 54 kDa protein. The record is from RefSeq and is a predicted model, not a curated record. The transcript has 15 exons. Gene Ontology annotation, cellular component: signal recognition particle, endoplasmic reticulum targeting; cytosol. Gene Ontology annotation, molecular function: 7S RNA binding; GTPase activity; GTP binding. The coding region runs from base 274 to 1788 and encodes 504 amino acids. Lineage: Eukaryota; Metazoa; Mollusca; Bivalvia; Ostreida; Ostreidae. Gene Ontology annotation, biological process: SRP-dependent cotranslational protein targeting to membrane, translocation; SRP-dependent cotranslational protein targeting to membrane.